Molecule: messenger RNA, 2098 nt
Organism: Portunus trituberculatus (swimming crab)
Lineage: Eukaryota; Metazoa; Arthropoda; Malacostraca; Decapoda; Portunidae
Exons: 5
Coding region: 286-1383 (365 amino acids)
Source: RefSeq, a predicted model, not a curated record
UUUGUCUGUGCGGCGGAUUGCUGUGUAUGUAGUCCCUUAAGUGUCCUAGUUGUGCCUGGUGAAGCCUGGAGAGUGCUACGUACCUUACACAUCGCUGGGAACAAGACGAGGAGCUGGAGGAUCAACAAGACGAAGGAAAAUCAAAGGAUAUGGCCGAGAGAGAAGAUACUCAGGGUUGACUACUGCCGGCCGCCACUUGUGCUGGUCGUGACCUUGGCCGCUGCUGGAAGUUGCUGGAGCACACAAGACCAUGCUUCCAAGUCCCUUACCCAGCCACUUGAGAAGAUGGCCGCGCAGACUCACACCCAGACACACACUCAGCCCCAGCACCAUCAGCACCACACUUACACCCUCGCUCAGCUACACACACAGCCCCUAAUCCACCCAAAACAUCAGCUUUAUACGUUUGCUCUCUCCCAAUCUUUUACUCAGCCCCUCAUUCAGUCCCUUACACAGCAGCAACAUGAGUUUCAAAGCUAUAGUUCCGUCCAGUCCCAAACAUUGCUCGAUAUUCAGUCCCAUGCCCAAACUGAACUCAGUCCCGAAUUUCCGCUACAAACCCAGUACCACACAGAACUACUAAAGUCCUCUACUCAGCCCCUGAACUAUUACCACUUAGAAAUACAAGAACACCCUAAACUUCAGUCCCAAACCCAGUACCACCCCCCGUUUCAAUCCGAAUCCAGCUCCCAGUCCCACAUUAAGUCACAAAACGAGCAAAAUCUUCAACCCCACCUUCAUUCAGAGCAUCAGUCCCCGCGUCAGGCCUCCUUCCAGCCUCUGCUUCAGUCCUCCCUGCAGGCUCACCCCAUAUGCGGUAGCGACACUCUCUGGGUGGAGGUGACCAACACGUUCAUGGUACCCUCCGUGACGCACCAUACCGUGACCUCCUCGCACCUUACCACUGUCACCGCCUUCCUCACCCGUACCGUGCUGAAGCCCUCGACCGUCACGCACACAGUCAUCUCCACACUCAGCCUGCAAUACGCCGUCAAGAUAGAUACCAAGUACAUCACCUCCACCCACUACAUCCCCACCACGGAGGUUCUGCACAUCACCCAGUUUGACACCUCCACCACAUCUCUGUUCCUAACGGAAGUGGUGCUGGACACUACCUACGUCACGCACACCAGAACAAAGGCACACUACACCUCCCUCAUCCAGACGGUCACCGAGACACUCACUAACGCCACAACAACCUGGCGCACCUCCACCGCCUUCUUCAGCGUGACAAAGACAAACACUUCCAACAAGUAUGUGACAGAGACGAUGACGGGUCGUUACUUAGUGACUCACACGCUGACGGAGACAAGCUACGAUCAGGCUUGGGUCGUUAUGUCUGUCACCAGCACCCGUCACGCCGUCUCUUGCUACUGGGGCUGACUUACCUAUGCUGCCUCGUUUACUUAUCUAUGGCUUUUCAUUGUUUGUCGCUGAGUCUGUCCGUUCAUUUGCUUCUCGUCGGUGUUUAUAAUUUCAUUUUAAGCUGUCUUUCGGUUUGUCCUGUUUGACUAUCUAUCUCUGUCUUCCUGUUCCUGUUUGUCUGUUUUGGAUUUUCACUGCUUAUUUAUCUGUCACUGUUUCUUUCCGUCUGUAUCCUCCUGUUGUUGAGACUUUCUGGUCCUGUUUGUUUGUCACUGUGUUUCUGCGACUUUAUUUGUCUUUCUGUCUUCCCGUCCCUUUUUUGUUUACCACUGUCCAUCCUCCCCUUGUUUACUUGUCGCUGUAUCAUUCUGCUAUUUUGCUUGACGGUCUGUUCUUCGGCCUCUCUCUUUCGACCUCUCACUUUUUGUUAGUUUUUCGUCUUUGCUCAUCACUGUUCCCCUUACCGAAGAAAGAUUUUUGUAUACAUUUCGUUGCUUUCAUAUAACAAACACAGGAGGAAUAGAUCGGAAGCAUAAUUUAUCUUUCUUUUAUUUUUCUUCUUUAGGUGAGCUUGUGAUGUAAAAUACGAGACAAAUGUACAAUCUCAUGUCGUAAAUUCUGUAUCUGUGUCGUCAGAGAACAAUGUAAUAAAAGACAAUGACGAGGUGAUUUGAGACGCAUCUCGCCGUCAUUCUUCUCUUAGACAACAAGAGUAUAAAGUUCAUUCACUCUU